UACCUUUGUGCCUAUCCAGACCUUCUGACUACGAAAUCAGUUGAGGUCCAUAUGGAUCUUCGCUGACUAAUCAUAAUAAUCCAGCACGUAGGCAACCUUGGUAGCAUUUCAGAUGGAUAUUAAGUUCCUUGGUCAAUUUGUCUAAAACUCGAAACGUAAAGCGCAAGUAGCAUGAUCACACGAUGGGGAACAGAAAUGUACUUCAUUUGCUGGUAUUCAUGUUGGUAACAUGCUCUGUUGGUGAAGUGCGUUGUGCUAUCAUUGGCGAACGAGGAAGUAGUCUAAUAUUAAAUCCACACACAAGGGGUACGUUGGAAGAAAUCGUUUGGACACAUAAUGGCAACAAAGUGGUGGACUACGAUCAGCAACAAAUUGUACAAUUUGAUCCUUUUAAAAAACGGAUUAUUUUAGAUCUCCGUUCAGGAGAACUAACUAUAAAGAGGCUACAGGCAGGCGAUGACGGUGUUUAUGAGUCCACCGCUGUUGUAGAUGGGAAGACACAGUACUCUAAACACAAUCUUCAAGUCAUUGACACUGUUCCACAGCCGAAAGUGACGUGUAAAGAAGCCGACCCGGGGGCGGAGGAGGAGACGCUCCUGUGCAGUGUGGAUGUGGACAUCCCUGUGACGUACAGGUGGAGGGGGCCUACGGUGUAUGACCAUCCAGGCGCACAGCUCCGGCUUGGCAAAGAGGAGGACCCUGACUCAACUUUCACCUGCUUUGUGAAGAAUGAAAUCAGCGAGAAAUAUGUUUCGUUCACUCUAAGAGACUGCCAGCCAGGUGGCAUUUCUCCCGGCAUCAUUGCUGCAAUUGUCCUGUCUGUCAUAUGCGCUCUAUGCCUGUUAAUUCUGAUCCCGCUCUUGGUUUGUAGAGCACAGAAAAAAAAACCAAGAAAGAACCAGACAUACAAUCAGGUGGACAUUGAAAAUGGAGAGAGCAAAAACUUGCUGUCAGCAGGGGUGCCAACAGACAAUGACACAGACGAAGGGGGAAAGAAGAGGAAAGCGAAGGGGCUGUUUCGUGCUGUGCAUCGCAAAGAGAAGAGUGGUUCUGGCCUUGAAGACACAGACAAUGAGGAAAAUACCUCUUUCUCCUUACGAGCAACCCUUCCAAGCCAUGCUAAACUAAGGCCUGCUAGAGCAGUACAUGAACGAGCAAAUGGCACUCGUGAAGCUAAGGACGUCAACAGUCCAGACAAAUCUACAGUCAACGGGUUGCAGCAAGAAGAUCAAAGAGCUGAAAAAAGCAUACCUGUGUCUGUAGAGAUGGCCACACUGGACCAGAGAGCUGUGGAGGUUCAACCAGAGUUACAUGGUACAGAAUCAGCACCAGCUGUCAUUUCUACCUUCUCAUCUAGUGCAGAAGAGCCUGACAUGCAACUGGAUGCUGUAAAUCACAGCAAAGAUCAGCCCAUGGAUGAGGACGAGGAACUUCCUCAUGGUAGUCCAGAGGGUCUGCCCGAAGAAAUCAAAACGUAUCAUUCCCACAACGUCACUGUCACGAUUGAGGGAAAAGACAGAAGGGAAAGCUAUGAGGAAGAAGAGGAGAAUGUGAGUGGCACAGAGAGAGGCACUGAUCUGAUGUCUGAAAGUGGAGCAACAGAGGAGAGAGAAGGAAAUAGGCCGCGGACAGACACGGAAAAUAGUCAGGAGGAGGAGAGUCUAAAACAAGGAAUGGUAGGGGAAGAUGUGCAUUUGCCUGUUCAAGUGAACCACGAGAUGGCUGUGGAAGAGAGUUCUGUGGAUAAUGAAAAGAAUGUUGAGAUUGUCCAUCCUAUUCAAAUUGAAGAGGGGGAAGCCAAUGGCAGUGAGCUGAAGGAAGAACUUCCUGAGGUAAAACAGGAUCUUCAGGAGCAUCUAAAGGAGGAUACUCGAAAGGAUGAAAAAGAGAAUGAACAGGAUGACCAACAUGAAGCUGAGCUGGACCCUCAGACAGACAGCUUAGGAGAGGAAGAGGAUAGUAGUACAGCACAGGAGAGAGGAAGGACCACUGAGGAUGAGGACGAGGAAGAGGACAUCUUAACCAAAGAGCAGCCUCUUAGAGAAAAUGAACAUGGCAGUAGAACUCCAGAAGCUCAGGAGAAGACGGAGCCUGAUGUGCUACAGGAUCAGACUAGGGAUGGAGAAGAACAGGAGCCACAUGUAAACAAAAGUUUAGAUGAGGAAAGGACUGAAGAGUAUGAAGGAGAGGAUAGCAAGAUGGAUCUAGAGAGGAAAUGUCCUGAUGAGAGAGAAAGGGAAAUAGAGAGUGCAGUAGAGCAGGGUGAUGGUGUGGACGACAACACAAAUCAAAGAGAGGAGAACGAGUUGAGGCCUGAAGACGGGCACGAAUCCGAUGAAGACACAGUAAGUGUGAAUAGUGAGCCGGAGUACCAACUUUUGAGGGAGGGUAGUGAUACCAGUUUGGAGGAGGAGCAGCAAAUUGAUUGUCAAGAUGUCAGCGUGACUGAUGAAACGAAUGAUGAGGAAAGUGAGAUUAAGUCAGAGACAAAAGCUAAUGCUGCAGUGGAAGAUAAAAAACUGGAGGGACAGACACUAUUGAAGGAAGAGGAAGAUCAAACAAUGCCUAAAGAGGACACUGUUGCAAUAAAAGAACGGGACAGUUUGCCUGAAGACCUGGACAGUUUACCUGAAUACCAAGAUCAUCAAGAUGUCAGUGUGACAGAGGAAAAGACUGAUGAAGAUAGUGAGAUAAAGGUAGAGAAUGGAGGGGUAGAAAAUAAUACUCAAUUGGAAGAGAAACAACAGGAAGAACAGAACCCACUGAGGCAAGGUGAAGAUGACUGCAUGCCUAAAGAAAAGCCUGUAGCUUUAGAGGAGCAGGACCGUUUACCUGAAGACCAAAGGAUUGGUAAAGAUAUCAGUGAUAAUGAUGAAACUCAAGAUGAUAAUGAGCAGGAUAUAAAAACAGAAAUGAUUAACAACCAUGGCCAGGCUAAGGAUUUACUGGAGAAAGAAUUCAAGGAAGAACAGACCGAACAAGACCAACAGCUGAAAGAAUUCAAGGAAGAGCAGUCCAAACAAGACCAACAGCAAAAUGACACAAACAGGCCUGUACUUCAUGAAAAUGUUGAGGAAGACGAGAAGACUGACAUUGAAAAAGAAAAUGAACACAGCCAGGAGGAAGAUAGACAAAAAGAUGUGCUGCCCAAAUCUGAAUCGGAAGAGGAAGACAUGGACACAUCAGGUCAGCUACAGAAUGAGGAACACUUGGAACGUGAGGGGGGAGAAGAGGAGAGGGGGCAGCAUGUUGACACUAAUCUGGAGGGAAGACAAGAUGAUAAGAACAUUCCUGACAGUGAUGGAGAGCAGGACCUUGAGGAUGUUAGACAGACCAAUGACAUGCAUUUGGCAAAAGAGAAGAGUGAAGAUGAUGCUCAGCUAAAAGAGGUCUGUAAACUGGAGAAGGGAGAUGUUUGUGAGGUCAAUGCUGACAAAGUCCAGGAAGAUCCUGCUGAAGAUAAUGAGAAAGUAGUGGAUGAAAAGAAACACCAUGGGCCUGAAGAUCAAAUGGCUGAAGAUGUGUGUGAUCUGAGUGAGAUUGAAAACCCUUACCCAGUAGGGGAGAAGGAUGAGGAGCGAAUGCAAGCCAGGACUGUGAAAGAUGGACAGAAGGAUGAUCUACACAACAGCACUUCUGAUGAAAAUAAAAAUAAGGUGGAUGAAAAAGACGUUGAGAUGAAUCUUAACAGGGAGCCAGACAAGGAGACAUUGCUGGAAGAAGAAAGAGGGGACACUGUGGUACAUCAAGGACAGACAGAUGGAGAACAGCUCCAGACUGAGGUUCCAGGACAACUACAGAAUGAGCUGAGCCAAUUGGAACACCAUGAUGAUGAUGAUGAUCCAGUGAAGGGCAAAGGCCUUGAGGAAGAUGAUCAAAUGAAACAUCAGAUGGAACAACUACAUAGCAAAAAUGAUGAAAACAAUAAGGAUGGGAGAGACAUAGUCCCAGAGAAUGAGGAGAGAAACGAUUCUCAAUCAGAAAAGGAGAGAAAGGAAAAGGUGGAGAUGCAUCAAGAUGGCAUAGGUCAAAGUCAGACAGAGCAAGUUAUUGAGUCAAGCCCACAAAAGCUGAAACAAUCAGAGGAGAUUAAAGAUUUAGAGGAAAAGAAGGAAUUGUAAGUAGAACAGUUUAAAAGGAAAAAGUAGUCUAAUGUUCAGAAAUGUCAAAUUUAAUGAAGGAUAUUAAAUUAAUCUACAUGUAAAUAUAUUAACUUUUUUCAUUUUAGUGUUUACAAUAUGAAUGUUUCUUAAAGUGAUUUAAUAGUUAAA
Messenger RNA from Sardina pilchardus (European sardine), 4271 nucleotides. Its product is annotated as trichohyalin-like. The record is from RefSeq and is a predicted model, not a curated record. The transcript is spliced from 8 exons. Lineage: Eukaryota; Metazoa; Chordata; Actinopteri; Clupeiformes; Clupeidae. Bases 183 to 4121 code for a protein of 1312 amino acids.